Spathaspora passalidarum NRRL Y-27907 is the source of this 1002-nucleotide messenger RNA. RefSeq names its product Mak32p (gene MAK32). NCBI's taxonomy places the organism in Eukaryota, Fungi, Ascomycota, Pichiomycetes, Serinales, Debaryomycetaceae. The coding region runs from base 1 to 1002 and encodes 333 amino acids. The transcript has a single exon. The record is from RefSeq and is a predicted model, not a curated record.
AUGUCAACAAUUUUAGCAACGUUGGGGAUGUUCAUCAUUGAUGAGAUCCAAUACCCGCCUUCUUGGAAUAAACCACCUGUUCUUGACCAAAUAGGCGGGGCUGGUCCAUAUGCCAUCAUGGGAGCACGAAUAAUCGCAACAAGCAAAUACUCGAACUCCAUCUCGGGAAUAAUUGACCGUGGGACUGACUUCCCUGAAAGUAUAGAGCAAGAAAUCCAAUCAUGGUCUACUGGGGUGAUAAUUCGUGAUUGCAAGGAUCGAUUGACGACACAUGGUGUCAAUGUGUAUAAUGAAGAUGAAGUACGAUCUUUUUAUUACAAGUCGCCUAAGAAACAAAUUGAAGUUGAUGAUGUGUUACAGUUUGAGCAGCUAGAAUCUAGCAAAUGCUAUCAUUUGAUUUGUUCAAUCCUGAGAUGUGAAGAAAUAAUAGAUAGGUUGAAUAAACAUAACCAAAGUAGGGAAGCGAAGAUAUUUAUCUAUGAACCGCUUCCUGACGAUUGCAAGUCUGAAAAUUUGGACCGUUUGAAACGCGUGCUUCCCAAGAUUCACAUAUUUACCCCAAAUUUGGAAGAAGCAGGAGAAUUGCUUAAAAGUACAAAUGCCAAUUAUCCAGAUGAAUUAGCCGAAGAAUUCAACCAAUGGUUGCAGCUCCCUGAUUCUGGCACAGUAAUUCGUUGUGGUAAACUAGGUUGCCAUAUCCGAACCAAGGAUGGCAGAACUUACGAUCUUCCGGCAUACCACCAGAACCAGGAUAAUGUAGUAGAUGUAACUGGAGGAGGCAAUUCGUUCUGUGGUGGGUUUAUAAUGGGGUACUACUUAAGUGGAGGAAAUUGGCAGGUUGCAGGUAUUGCAGGAAAUAUUGCCAGUGGUUGCAUAAUUGAGCAACUAGGAAUGCCCAAGGUCAAUAGCGACUUGAUAAACAGAAAAUCUCUAUCAGAGAGACUAGACAUAUAUAAGUCUCAGAAUCCCAACUUUAGCGAGAUUCUGUUUACUUGGGUAUGA